CUAAAAUUCCUAAGGAUGCAUCGUAUUGCAGAGGAAAACGUAAACAAUACGUAGCGGAAAGUCGAUAUAAGCGAGGUGCGCACGAGUCCCGCGCAUUUCUUCACGCGUGCGCCCGGGGACAACAUGACCGUCUUUAUUUGCAUCACUGCAGCUUUGCUCGCGGCUGUCUCAGCAGCGCCCCCCAGCCAGCCAAGAUUCUACCAGGGGCCUGGGAAUCCUAACUUUCAGCCCGGGUUGGAUCAGUAUUACUUGGACAACGCGGAAGUGGCGAACUACUACAACCAGGCGCAGCAGAAGCAAGGUCAAGUGAACGCGAACGCGCCGGCUCGGCUGGAGAACCUCGAGCCUGACAGCGAAGUGGAACUGGUACCAGGAGUGCAGCAGCCGCAGCAACCACCUCAACAGAACCCAGUAUCACCCAACUUGCCGGGCUUGGUGCCUGGACAGCGGGUGUUCAUUGUGCAUAUGCCAGUAUCGGGAUACAGGCCGGGCACUGUUGGAGGAUACCAGCCCCUAUACAUUGUAGCUGCAGCACCUCAAGGGGGCAACGCUGGAGCAUAUGCAGCCAAUGGGUACCAAAAUGCCAUCCUACUUGACCCCUCCGGGCAAGCAGUGCUGUCACCAGUGAACGGGUACUACCGACCUGGCCUGGGGCCUCAGCAGAACCCUGGACUACUUCUGGGAGCGCCUCUUGGCUUGCAGCGACCUUUCGACUUGGCGUAUCAAGAUCCUAACCUAGCAUACCAACAACUUGGACCUCAAGGACCGGGACCAGAGGGACAGCAGAUUCGCCUUGCUCCCGUGCCAUUCCGUCAACCUGCAGCAGUCGCUAACGCUGCUCCAAAUGCCAAUCAAUCAGCAGCACCGUCAGAGCAGAAGCGUGUUGGCCAAUCAGCGGAGAGCAACGAGUUGAAGGAAGAACCGAAGCGCAACGCGAGACCUGCGCCCGCCCAUGCCCCGCGCAAACCUUAGACUGCUAGAAAAAUAUCUGCACAGUAGAUGUAGUGUGUCAACCCCUUUAGGGUUUUGAGUCACAUUUGUAAUAUUGUCAAUGUUCUAAGUCGAAAACUUGUUUAAAGUACUCUUCACGCUAACCUAUCUUGACGUUUAAAUAUUUACGCUGACUUUCCCAUUCACCACCUUGAAAUCAAUAUCAAUACCAAUGUUAUAUUAACUGAUUGAAGAAUACGAUGAUUCCGCGUGAGUUUGUAUUUAAACUUUUGUUGAUAUUUUACAAAUUUGACUAAAACUGCUGAAGCGGAAAAACUAGAAAUCAACGAAUAUUUACGAAAACUGUUAUUGAAACUUUGAAAAGCGAAGUUAAGAAUGAGAUAAGCCAAUUCAAUCUACGCUUACAUAUUGAUGAAGUGUACGGUGUACGUAGAUAAAAUGUAGACAUGUGAUAAUUAGUAGAUAUAUGAAGAUUCUGUGAUUUGGUCUGCCCCAAAUAAUUUUAUUUGUUAUUAAUAUCUUUUACUAACCAAACACAAGUUUUGGACGAAAAAGACUCUGCCCAUUUCGACAUUAUUCAAUAUAAUAUACUAAAUAAUCUAAAAAGCUCGGCAAUUUGACUUGAAUAUGAUUGAUAUUUUGAAGCAAAAAAAAAAUGAUACGAGUAGGUACAUCAAGACAAACUGCAUAAUUCCUAACCAUUUUAUUGCUUAUAUCACCUAAUCUGAUAAGUAAUCUAAUUCCUUUUGCAAUAAAAAACUGUGUCACCUUCAUAUUAUGUACCUAUUAUUUUAUUCAGAAAAUUCAUAAACUGGGGUAUUUUAAACCUUGUAAAAAGAGAUCAUCGAUUAUGAUAGGAUAAUUAAUACAGGGUGAUUCAGGAGACGUGAGCAGGACUAACACUGCGCUUUUCGUAAAUUAUAAGCAACUGUUUCCUAUCAGUAUUAGUGAGGUUAACGUUAAUUUUCUAGUCGUGUUGAAAAAAAAAGUUAUUAAUUUAUUUACGACGAGGAUGGUCACCCUAACAUUAGAAUACUAAACUACCGAUAUUCUGUGUCAAAUUGAAUGUCAUCACUGUCAUCACGGUCUGGUUACUUUUGAAAACUCGUAUCUCACUCAGGUUUGACAUUUUAUUUUCUUCGUAAAAGAGGUUUUAUGUUUAUUAAUUAGGUUUUGUAUGGUGACCAUGAUUGUAGAGAAUUAAAUUUGCCCUCACCAAAAAGUUGAAAAAUAGGAAAAAGUGUGGUUGUUUCACCUAAAUACGACGGUGAUCGAUCAAUUAUCAGUUACUGAGUGUGCAGGAUUAGUCCUGCUCACGUCUCAUGAAUCACCCUGUAUAUUAUCUUGUACCUGAUUGAACUUAUUUUAGAGCAUUAUUGAACGAAAUAAAAAAAGUAUUAAUAAA
Cydia fagiglandana is the source of this 2356-nucleotide messenger RNA. RefSeq lists its product as uncharacterized. The transcript has 9 exons. The coding region runs from base 124 to 972 and encodes 282 amino acids. NCBI's taxonomy places the organism in Eukaryota, Metazoa, Arthropoda, Insecta, Lepidoptera, Tortricidae. The record is from RefSeq and is a predicted model, not a curated record.